AACGCAUUCUGCCGCUCCUGUACUCAUAAACAGAUGGUCAUCGUUUAGGCUUACACGUCAACUUCUAAUUUCACUUCGGCAUGGCAGAUCCUUUGAGUGUCGCAGCUGGUGUCGUUGGUCUGGUCGUCCCAGCCGUGCACGGAUUGAAACUUCUCAAGGCUGACCUGGAUCGCAUCGUCGACGCGCCGGCUGCUGUAGCCAGACUGAGGGAUGAUGUCGCCUCACUCGACGGCAGCCUGGCUCAAUUCAAAGACAUCGACCAGUCUCUCUGGGCUUCCCUAGGCCCUGCCGUCUUACGGCAGUCGGCUACUGCUCUGCAAAGCUGCGAGUCCGUCUGUGAUACGAUCCGAGGCGAUCUCCACCGCUGGACGAAGCGCUCUACCGGGGGCAGCUUGUCCUGGCGCGACCGAGUCAACGUCGGCUUUUUCAAGGAGCAGCAGUUGAAGGCAUACGCCAGCCAGCUGCAGACGCAGAAGCUUACCUUUACUAUGGUUGUGGGCACAGCUAAUCUUUACAGUGCCCUCUGCAACACACGCUUGACAGAAGAGCUUCGUGGAGCCAUCGUCAUACAGCGGCAGAGCAUUGAGGCCGCCGGCAAAACUAUACACUCCGACGUCGCCAAUCUGCAGCGUGCUCUGGAACAAGCAAGUAUAAGCUCUGAUGCCGGCUCCGCUGAAUAUGAAGAGGAUCAGGAAGCUGCUGCCACCACUCUCGAAGGGCUCCAAGAGACGCUGCGUAUCUCUCAGGCAUUGCUCGCAGAGCUUCAGAAGAAGGCACAGGAGCAAGAUGUUGCACGUGUUUCAGAACACAGCGGUGCAAGGACGACGAUCACAUUUGGGAACAGCACCAACAGCAUGCAGGUGGGCUAUAAUCAUGCCCCCAUUACGUGGAACAGCAAGCCGUGA
Molecule: messenger RNA, 905 nt
Organism: Dissoconium aciculare CBS 342.82
Lineage: Eukaryota; Fungi; Ascomycota; Dothideomycetes; Mycosphaerellales; Dissoconiaceae
Exons: 2
Coding region: 81-905 (274 amino acids)
Source: RefSeq, a predicted model, not a curated record